UUCGAUCGGAUGAAAGGGAAUAGGAUUCGUCGUCCUGCUGCGCUUCCUCUCUUCUAAAUAGCAUCAUAAUAGACACCGUGUGCGAUUCCAAGCGCUAGAGAAAAGAAACGCGUACUGACAACGGGAUGUUGCUUCGUGCACGAUGAAGACGCCGUGGACGAUCAUCGGAGUGGAGCCAUUCGACGCGCAUAGACCAUAAGAGAGGAGAUCGUCCCCCAUGAAGCUAACGGGAGACUUCCGAAUCCUUUUCCGGAGUUGAGCUUCUAGAAAUACUGGUUCCCGAUGUGAACGGAACCCUCAUCGAAGUAUACUGCGGUCAGGGUGUCUUUCGGGAUGGCAACUGUAAUAGCACGCUUGAAUGCGGGAAUCAAUUUCUUCGCUGAUCUCGUUGGGUACACGAUAAGGGUCAACUAUUUCCUAGGCGAAGCGCUGUUCACCUUACUCUCAUGGGCAUUUGGUCACGUUUCAACCGGUACCCGAGCCUUGCUGGCGCUGAUCCGAGUGGCGCUCUUUGAUUUCGGUCAAUUCGUUGAAGACGUCGGCAAUGGGCUCUCGUCGGUUGUGCUCGGGUUCGACGUUCUGGCCAAUCUCGUGGCGCAAUUCAUCCACAACAUCUUCUACGCGUUCCUCUCGGCCUUGGCAUCAUUCGUUGCUGUAGUCAUCGGGGUGGGCAGCUCCGUGUACGUCACUCUCAGCAGUGUACUUGAUGCGGGCAAAUACCUUUUGCAGGUCGGAGGUAAGAGCUUCAUCCUUCUGGUUCAAACUCUUCCCCUCAGUCUUGCGGAGGCUUUCAAGCGGGGAGCCCGCUCUGUAUCGAACUGGUGCUCACAAAUCGCAGACCUGACGGUCGACGCGGUGGUCACUCUGUACGAUGGCUUUGCACAACAAGCUCAGAACGUGCGUUAUUUAGUGAAAGGUUUGCCCGGCGAAGCCUACCUCGGUCUAGGCUUGCUGCUCUUCAUUGUUUUUGCAAGCCAUUAUGCUCUCCGGCUCCUUUACUUGAAUAGAGUUUUCCUCCUGCACAAAGUCUAUCAACUCAGUCUGAACAUGCUUUCGGCCUUACGCGACGGGAGCGCGAGGCUUUCAUGGAACGCGUUGGGGUAUGGCGAUAACAGGGUGCGGGACAACGACGCGGACGAGUCAUCCGGCUCGUCCUUCGACUCGCCCUCGCCUUACAACCUGCGACAGAGGAAGAAAGGACCAGGAGCCCGUGUAAACUCGAGAUUGGAGCAGGAACUUCAAAAACUUCGACAAGAGAAGGAGUCACGGCUGUGCGUGAUUUGCGCCGACCGAAUGCGCUCUGUGUUAAUUAUGCCGUGUCGACAUUUCUCAUUCUGCGAUCCCUGUCUCACUCAAGCCCUCGAAGACAAACCCCAUUGUCCCAUCUGCCGACAGCACGUUAGGAAGAAAAUUACAGUAUUCCAAUGAGUUCCAAAUCAAUCAGCGCCGACGGAUUCGAAUUCGGCACCGUGAGAUGAGCUUCCAAAACUGAGACUCGGCGCAGCGGUGUGUCUCAGUGAUUUGCUGCUGUUGUUUUGAAUGUGUAUGACUGGUUACGGAGCGUGUUGGCGCUGGGCUGUCUGAGACCUCAAGCUUAUCAUUUUCGGAGUUUGUGGCCGUUGGUAUGCUAGAGAAACGCACGAGCGACAGAUAAUGAUGCAAUGAGUGAAUCAAAGCUCGAGUUGACGUUGCGCUCGGAUCCAUCCGCUGAAGAGCCUCGUUAUCACCAACUCCACUAUCAUUUGAUUUUUGUGCGUUACGAAGUUCGUCGGAAAAGCACUUUCCCCGAUUAUUCUCGACUUCUAUCAGCCCUAUAUCUGUUCACUGAGCUCUCACUUGGGUCGAUUGUUUGCGAUGGAGCGACAGAGCUCCGUGGAGUGGGAAGAAUUCUGUAAAAUAGCCAUGUGAAUACACAGCCAGACAAUGUGAAUACGGUGGCGUUGCAAUGACUUGAAUGAUUCCGACCGAGCCAUCAUCAUUAUGGUAGUCUUAGUUGUUCAAUCACUCACUGUGUAUGCUCUCAAGGAGCCUCAUGGGAUCGAUCCGGCGUUCAUGCCAAAGGGAAGUCAGGUUCCACCAUCAC
Molecule: messenger RNA, 2083 nt
Organism: Galendromus occidentalis (western predatory mite)
Lineage: Eukaryota; Metazoa; Arthropoda; Arachnida; Mesostigmata; Phytoseiidae
Exons: 6
Coding region: 334-1428 (364 amino acids)
Biological process (GO): protein ubiquitination; ubiquitin-dependent protein catabolic process
Molecular function (GO): ubiquitin protein ligase activity
Source: RefSeq, a predicted model, not a curated record